CUUUGAAAUUAAUAAAUCAAUAAUCCAAUACAAGGAAGUGCCGGGCAGUCGCUACUCGGCCAUCGCUGCUGUUCUCGUCCUUAUCAACUGAACCCUAAUUUCACUUCUGAGAUUGAUUUUCCCCAAAUAUUGCAAUGGUAGUAGUUGAUGAUGGAAUUCUUGAUUCGAACCGCCUCGACUUUUUCAAUUCCAACGGUUAUUUGGUAUUGGACUCUUUCGCCGGUCCAGAUGAGGUGCAAUCGAUGAGGCUAAGAAUGGAUCAACUCCUUGAUCAGUUCGAUUGUUCCACCAGAGCUUCCAUAUUCUCCACCACAAACCAGCAACAGUCGACGGAUGAUUACUUCUAUGAGAGUGCCGAGAAUAUCUCCUUCUUCUUCGAAGAAAAAGCUUUUGAUGAUGAGGGUAACUUAAAGCAACCAAAGAAGCUCUCAAUAAACAAAGUUGGGCAUGCAUUGCACGAAAAAGACCCCGUAUUUAAGAGCUUUUCUAGCUCCAAGAAAGUGUCAGGUUUAUUAUGCUCGCUUGGUUACAGAAGACCAAUUGCAAUUCAGUCCAUGUACAUUUUCAAGCAACCCGGAAUUGGGGGUGAAGUGGUACCGCAUCAGGACAAUUCAUUUCUCUACACGAAUCCACCAACGUGUACAGGAUUAUGGCUUGCCCUAGAAGACGCCACACUUACAAAUGGUUGCCUUUGGGCAAUUCCUGGAUCUCAUAAACGUGGGCUGGUGAGAAGAUUCAUCAGAGGUGAAAAUGGGGUUACUUUUGAUAAGCCAUUUCCCUCCUACGAUGAAAAUGAUUUUGUUCCCAUUGAAGUAAAAUCCGGCUCCUUAGUAAUCCUUCAUGGGGAUGUGAUUCAUCGAAGCUCCGAGAACAAAUCCUCUGUAUCAAGGCACGCAUACAGUUUGCAUGUAGUGGACACUGAUGGCUGUAAAUGGGCUGAGGAUAAUUGGAUCAGAAGAAAAGUGGAUCCCGAACCUCUCUAUGCUUCCUAAGUUCUCGUCGCCUCAGUUCUUAAUUUAAGAUUGUAACACUCUUAUUAUGCUGAUGAAUGUCUACUUCACGUUCAAAUAAAAGGAUGCGAAUGAUAACAACAAUAAAUCAUUUACAUGCUCUCUGUAUCCACAUUUUUAUUUCUCUUUA
Messenger RNA from Andrographis paniculata, 1140 nucleotides. RefSeq names its product phytanoyl-CoA dioxygenase. NCBI's taxonomy places the organism in Eukaryota, Viridiplantae, Streptophyta, Magnoliopsida, Lamiales, Acanthaceae. The record is from RefSeq and is a predicted model, not a curated record. The transcript is spliced from 8 exons. Bases 135 to 992 code for a protein of 285 amino acids. Gene Ontology annotation, molecular function: phytanoyl-CoA dioxygenase activity.